AUGGCGGUGGUGGCACGGGGGUCCCGGGGCGGCGGGCGCAGAUCCCGCUCCGCGCAGCUCCGAUCCCGACUCUUCUGGAAAGUUCGGGCCGGGCCCGCAGCCCCGCCGCCUCAGCAGCCGGCCCCACCCCGGAAGUCCUGUCCCGCCGCGCGCCGGGCCCGGGCGAGUGGCCCACCAAUGGCUGCUCGGGAGGGGAAGGCGCUUGGCCAAUCAGCGCCCGCCUCCGCCGCCGACAUUGAGCGCGGCCCCGCCCCGCCCCGCGUGGGCGGUGCCGUCCCUGCCCAGCGUCCGCCUCGCCUUGCGCCUGCGCCGCGGGCCGCUCCCGCCCUCAAAGGCACCGAGCUACACCGGGUACGCUCCGCCGGCCCGGCCGUCGCCUUCCGGCAGCGCUCCGCGCCUUUCCCCCCUCACCCUACGCGGGCUUGGCUCCGCCGCCACAAGGCCGGCCAGCGCCCCGGCCCGCUUCACUCCACUGGCCCUUUGCGAGGGCCCAGCGCCCAUCCCCGGGUGCGCGGGCCCAGUGCGCCUGCGCGGACCUACGCGCCUUGGCGGGCGCCUCCCUCUAGUCACGUGGGAAACGCGCUACCGCAGCUGAUUGGCUGUGGUGGCGGCUGCGGCGGCGCGAACAUCACGCGCGAGAAACUUGAACCAAGUUAG
Molecule: messenger RNA, 657 nt
Organism: Taeniopygia guttata (zebra finch)
Lineage: Eukaryota; Metazoa; Chordata; Aves; Passeriformes; Estrildidae
Source: RefSeq, a predicted model, not a curated record